Molecule: messenger RNA, 3540 nt
Organism: Nilaparvata lugens (brown planthopper)
Lineage: Eukaryota; Metazoa; Arthropoda; Insecta; Hemiptera; Delphacidae
Product: serine/arginine repetitive matrix protein 1-like
Exons: 10
Coding region: 189-1559 (456 amino acids)
Source: RefSeq, a predicted model, not a curated record
UUGUCAUACACUAUUUUUUCUUAAUAUUAUAUUCUACAAAGAUUUCCGGUUCAGAAGCCCCGAGCUUCCCAUUGUAUUGUUGGAAACUUCCAUUGUUGCAUAAAUUUACUUUGUGUUUGUGAAGUAGGCUAUUAUCGAAGUCAUUAUUAGUGAUUUUUGUGGAUAAAACAUUAAAAAACCGUCCAUAAAUGUCUGAUAGUCAAGAAAAAUAUGGUCCUGAAAAAGACGAACCUGAGCAGCCACCUCCACAACCUCCAGCUUCAGAAAACUCUGGUGGCCCAAGGAGAGAAGUAGAAGGGCAGCGUCAGGCACCGCCUGUUCAGAUCAAAUGCAGUUCAGGAGAUGAGGUCAACCCUACUCCCCCCGCCACAUCCACAUGGACCCCCACCCCAGGGCCGUCAUGUGAGCCAAACAUUAUCAGUAAACCUACGUCCUGGCACUUUCGGCCCGUGGACGAAACAAGAGCUCGCCAAUAUGACAAAAUCUUCCAAGAGGAAGAGAUGAAUCAAGCAUUUUCUAGACCAAAUCAGGGUUUAAGCAUACGAGAAGGAGGCGGGCAGAGCAUACGAGAAAGAGGCGGGCAGAGCAUACGAAGAGAAAUAAUUGAUGUUUCCAAAAUUGGUCAUUUGAGAAAAACUAAUGAUCCAACCAAAAUAAAGGGCUGGAGACGUAAGUUCGGUACGGGUAUUACAUUCUCACCGUCCAGUCGCACAAACACACCCAACCCUUCAGAACCACAGAAGAAGAUAUCUGAGUCACCUGAGUCACCGCCGAAGAAGAUAACUGAGUCACCUGAGUCACCGCCGAAGAAGAUAACUGAGUCACCUGAGUCACCGCCGAAGAAGAUAACUGAGUCACCUGCGUCACCGCCGAAGAAGAUAACUGAGUCACCUGAGUCACCACCAAAGAAAAUGCCAAGAAUGCAGUUGAAGGAGCCUGCCGAAGACUCAAGGAGGGAGAGCAACCUUAGCGAGGGGGAAGAGGACGCACCAUUAGAUGAGUUGGUUGAUUUCAUGUUAGACGAGGAGGAUGUCGAGACACCUGUAGAAUGGAUUCUACCUCCACCGGAGGAGAGGGAGCUAGAGGUACCGGAAGCAGGCACGAGUCGCCAAGCACAUAUUGAACUGCUCCGGAAUGAAGAAAUGAUCAAGCGCAUCCUGAUAAAUACGUUGAAUAAUCUACAGUUUGAUACGAGGAAGUUUCAUGGAGAUAUGCUCGAAAUAAGAUCCAGUAAUAAAUUAGCAACUGUAAAUCCGGCAAGUGACAAAAAAUGGAAAUAUACAGAUAGAGUGCUGGUCGAAGCUUCACCCAACGCUGUGAGGAUCAAUGUGGCCGCAGAAGACAUACGGCAUCAUGUUGAAGAAAUUGGCGAAGAUUUCCUGCCAAAAGGCUGGUAUGGAAUAACCUUAACCGUCUGUGACCCUAUUGAGGGUUACGAUGUAGCACUCCAUGUUGCAAGAGAUAGUGGAGCAGAAACAAGCCGAAUCGUUAAUAUCGUACUCUGCCUUCUAGAAAUGAUAAUAAAUAUUAUUAAUGAAAUGAAGAGUGCUCAGCCUUAAUCAAGAAGAUUGAUAUUAAAGUUCUACUUAUAAGCAUACGGUACAUUAUGUAUAAAAUUUAAAAGAGUUUGUAAAAUGUUUGUAUAUUUCGUUAAAUUUUUAUGUUAGCCAUCAACAUAAAGUGUUCAUGUAAGUUAAGAUUGUUAGUACUCAAAUAGUUUUUCGUAGAACUCCGCACGCCGUCUAUCUUCAAUGCAAAAAUAGUGCCAGCGAAUAGUCCUUGUGCAUAAAAAAUGCAGUUGCUUUCAAUUUGCGAAUAGAAUCGAUGUGGUGAUCGACUGUAAUAUGUGCAAUUAUUGGAGCAUUGUCAGCCCAGGUUGUGAGCUUGAUACAUACACCCUUCUUGUACUUUUCAUUUUAGUACAUUUGCACAAAAGUCUUUCAAUUUCUCGCUUUCAACAGUCUUCGUUGCUUUUCAAUUUCAACCCUCUCAAUAUUAAAUUAUUUCGUCGUGAUCGAUCUUCUUAUCAUCUGUCCAAUCUAUGCAUCAUUUUGCUAUUAUUCGAUUUUAGGCGUUGCAGUUCUUCCUUCAGUAAUUUGUUUUGUUCGGUGAGGUUGGAAAUGUUUGUUAAUUUCUAAUUCAUUAUUCUGUUGCCAAUUCACUGAAUUUUCCAUAGCUUUGUAAUUGUCAAUUCUAUAUUUGUGUUGAGUUGAUAUGUGAUUCGGUCAAUACCAAAAAAGUAGGAUUAUUAACAAUGUUUACAUUGGGUGAAGCAAUGUAAUAGAAUAGUAACAAUGUAACAAUACAAAAGAGCAAUAAAUUGCAAUCCAAUAAGAACUACAUACAAAAUAAUUAUUGUGAGAAUACUUUGUGUCCUUAUAGCAGAAACCAUAAGUACUUGUUAAUAGGAGGCCUACAGUAUCAAUGGGAUUACAAUUGAGAUGUUGUCAUUGUAAAAAUGUUGGUGGUCUUCACUCAAAAUUUAGUUGAGGUCCACAUGUCGAUUCAGACAAAUGACUGAGUAUUAUAAUUACAAUCAAUAUUAUAAUAAAAUGUAUUGUUGUUGCUUUUUAUCAAAUUAACUCCUUUUGCACAUUUUGCUAUCGUUUCUAAUGAUUAUUGUUUGUCAAUUUUUAUAAUCUCUUCCAAAAAAGUUGGAUUAUUAACAAUACUCACAUUGGGUGGAACAAUGUAACAAUACAUAAGAAAAAUUGUUGAAAACCUUUUGCUUAUUGUGAGAAUAAUUUCUGCCCUUAUGGCUGAAAACAUAAUUACUUGUUAUCGUUACUUAUUGUUAUCCUUACUUUUUGUUAUCGUUUCUAAUUGUUUGUCAAUUUCUUAUAAUCUCUUUGUUUGGAAAGAUACCAAAAUAGUUAUUUAGUUUUGGAAUCCAUUUAACUAUUUCGUCUUAAAUUUUCCAGUUUCAUGUAGUUCCUAGCUUUGUUCACAUUUCAAUUUGACUUGAUACAAAAAAGAAAUAUAAUUUGAACCUUCAAUUAUUAUUCAUUUCUUAUUAUAAUAUUAUUGUUUGAUUUGAGUUUCUGACCUUAGAUAUAAUUGUUACAUAUUCAUUUUGAAACAUUUCAAUUUGUCUUGAUACAAGAAGAAGAAAUAAAAUUUGAACCUUCAAUUGUUAUUUAUUUCUUAUUAUAAUAUUAUUGUUUGAAUUGAGUAUCUGACCUUAGAUAUAAUAGUUACAUAUUUAUUUUGAAACAUUUUAGGUAGAGAGAACAAUUUAUAACAGAUAGAAUUUUAUUCAUUCACAAUUGGUAGGUUCAAAAGGUAAAUGAUUUCUUUAGAAGUUAGUUAAAAGUUUAUAUCUAUCGAGGCUUUGAAUUCCCACAUAUUUUUCAACUCAGGUUUUAAUGGUCAGUUUCUCUGACCUGCAAUCUUGGUUAUCUGAUGAUACAAUUCUUUAGUUGAAAUAAUGCUAGGAUGUAAAACUUUUAAUUUGCAGAAAGUUAAAAAGUUUUCAAUAGCUUGGAUCAAACUUGAUACAAUAUUAUAUAAAAUAUUCAAUUGGUUCAAUACAUCUCUAAA